AUGGGGUAUUCCAUAGAAAAUUGCAUAGCCUUCAAGAAACUGGUUGAGAAACUGAUCAGUAUGGGCGUUGUCAAGUUAGAUGAUUCACCCAAUGCAAAACACCCAUUGCCUAAUCAUAACGAGGUGAACAUGAUGAGUGGAAACAUGGGGAGAAAUGUUAAAACAGACGUUGUAGAUAAAGAGAACUACUGUGAGUUCCACCAUGAGAUAGGACACGAGAUACAGGAAUGUACGGAAUUCAAAACUUUGGUUCAAUGCAUGAUAGAUAACAAAGAGAUGGAGUUCUAUGAAGAAGUUCAAGAGGAAGGAAACAUAUGCACCUCAAAAUUAACCGUGGGAGUUCCAAAAGCUAAUUAUCCUAUGGUCAUCAUUUCACGACCUAAGAAUAGUGAAGUUAGAACGAAAGGGGACUUCGGCUGCUAUGGCAGAAGGGGAUCAAGAUAUAGGCUUUCACACAUGUUGUGGGAAGCGCUACUACUUGAUAAACCCCCGAGCAGAACCGACAAAAGAAGGAGUGAGUACAGUGUUGUGGAACAACUGCAUAAACAACCAGCACGUAUAUCGGCAUUAGCUCUGCUAUUGAGUUCUGAGGCACAUCGAAGUGCGUUGAUGAAAGUAUUGAAUGAGACGGACUCAACUAAAGCUUUGCACAUUACUACCCGUUGUAAAGGGUACACGUUGCCGAGAGUUUUUAUUGAUAAUGGGUCUGCUUUGAAUGUAUUGCCCCUGUCCACCCUAGAUAGACUACCUGUGGAUAGCUCACAUAUGAAGGCAUGUCAGAAUAUAGUGAGGGCAUUUGAUGGAACUGAAAGAAGGGUCAUGGGAAGAAUUGAGAUUUCGUUGAUAAUUGGCCCAACCACUUAUGAGGUAGACUUCCUGGUAAUGGAUAUCAAACCUUCCUACAACUGUUUGUUGGGAAGACCUUGGAUACACUCGGCAGGGGCUGUGCCGUCAUUACUUCAUCAGAAGUUAAAAUUACUGUCAGAAGGUCGAUUGGUGACGAUAAGUGUUGAAGAAGAUAUCAUUGCGACAGGAGAUAAAAUCCCGGUACCAAGAAUAUCCAAGACCAUGAAGAUGGGUCUACAGUUGAUGGUAGGAAUGGGAGCCUUGCUGGGAAGAGUUUUGGGAAGGCAUCUACAAGGAAGAGUUGAGGCGCCGGUACUGAAGGACAAGUUUGAUCGUUUUGGCCUGGGCUACAGACCAGAUAUGAAACAAAAGAAGAAGGAAAUAGAAAAGAGACAGGAGAGAAUAAGGGCACGUUUGAGCGGAAAAGAAGUCAAGCCUUCGGAUAUCAAUGACAUAAGUGACUCUGUGAUGGACCCAGAAAACCCUUUUGAACGAGACAAGUGUUUAGAUGGAUCUCAGGAUUUUGGAGACGACAUAGAUGGUAACUUAUCUCCAGACCUGUUGAGGAUGGUAGAGCAGGAGGAGAAACAGAUCCUACCUUAUAAGGAAGUGGUGGAGAUUGUGACCCUCAAGGAAGGAAAAAUAGUAAAGAUGGGAACAUGCAUAACCGAAGAAACGAAGCAAGACCUCAUCGAGUUACUUCAGGAGUUCAAGGACGUCUUCGCAUGGUCGUACCAAGAUAUGCCUAGUCUGAAUACUGACAUUAUAGUACACCGUCUCCCUAUAAAAAAUGACUGCAAGCCAGUGCAGCAGAAGCUCAGGAGAAUGAGGAGUGAUGUUGUACUAAAGAUAAAGGAAGAGGUGCAAAAACAGUUCGAUGCUGGAUUCCUACAAGUAGUCAAGUACUCAGAAUGGGUGGCCAACAUCGUACCAGUCCCUAAGAAAGAUGGGAAGGUACGAAUGUGUGUAGACUACAUGGAUUUAAAUAAGGCCAGCCCAAAAGAUAAUUUUCCCUUCCCUCACGUACACACAUUGGUGGACAACACGGCAGGAUACUCAUUAUUUUCUUUUAUGGACGAUUUCUCAAGAUAUAACGAAAUUAAGAUGCAUCCUGAAGAUAUGACGAAGACCACAUUCAUAACCCUAUGGGGAACCUUCUGUUAUAAGGUGAUGUCGUUUCGUUUGAAAAAUGUCAGAGCUACCUACCAGAGAGCCAUGGUGACCCUUUUCCAUUAUAUGAUGCAUAAAGAAGUAGAGGUCUAUGUCGACGACAUGAUUGCAAAAUCUCAGACAGAGAAGGAACAUGUGCAAGUCCUGAGAAAGCUAUUUCUAAGGUUAAGAAAGUUCCAGCUCAAGCUUAACCCAGCAAAGUGUACCUUUGGGACUAGGUCCGGAAAGCUUCUGAGGUUUGUAGUCAGUGAAAAAGGGAUUAAGAUUAACCCAGACAAAGUCACAGCAAUACAAGAAUUGCCUCUGCCGCGUACUCAAAAGGAGGUUCGAGGUUUCCUAGGAAGACUAAAUUAUAUUGUUCGGUUCAUUUCACAACUAACUGAGAAAUGCGAUCUCAUAUUUCGUCUCCUAAAGAAGCAUAACCCAGGUGUACGGGAUGAAGAAUGCCAGAAAGCUUUUGACAGAGUAAAGCAGUACCUGUCCAGUACCCCAGUAUUGUCACCACCUAACCCGAAUAAACCACUGAUCCUAUAUUUAACGGUGUUUGAUAAGUCCAUGGGAUGCGUGUUAGGCCAACAUGAUGAGACGGGGAGGAAAGAAAAGAAGGUUGUUAAAGGGAGUGCAAUAGUAGACUUUUUAGCAAGCCGAGCUUUAGAAGACUAUGAACCUCUGGAUUUUGAUUUCCCAAAUGCAGACUUGAUGUGCGUAGCAACUGCUGAAUAG
Molecule: messenger RNA, 2739 nt
Organism: Gossypium raimondii (Peruvian cotton)
Lineage: Eukaryota; Viridiplantae; Streptophyta; Magnoliopsida; Malvales; Malvaceae
Exons: 8
Coding region: 1-2739 (912 amino acids)
Source: RefSeq, a predicted model, not a curated record